Electrophorus electricus (electric eel) is the source of this 1884-nucleotide messenger RNA. It is a transcript of the gene pstk, whose product is annotated as phosphoseryl-tRNA kinase. The record is from RefSeq and is a predicted model, not a curated record. Gene Ontology annotation, molecular function: kinase activity; tRNA binding. Lineage: Eukaryota; Metazoa; Chordata; Actinopteri; Gymnotiformes; Gymnotidae.
UAAUUACAAGGCUCUUGUAGCGUUAGGUAGCUUAGGACUUAAAAUUGUUUCACGUUAUAUUCAUGUUUAAGGAACUAUUUUAAUUGUAAGAUUGAUUCAAGAUCCUUAAAAGCAUUAUCAGUUUCGUCGAAACCUAUCAAAACGCCACUUGUUUCGCUAAAAAUAAAAGUUUGUCUUAGCUGUUAAUCACCGAGUUCGUUCGUAGUCUGAAAAUGACUGUCUAGAUUUAUGGCCUACCAAAAAUCUCCCCAGUGCAGGCAAUGAAUUGUAUGCUUAGUGCACAGUGGUCAGAUGAUGGCAAGUCCGGCGAUGUGUUUGUGUGUUUUGUGCGGGUUACCUGGCUCGGGGAAAUCCAGAUUGGCGCAGGCCGUACAUGGUUACAUUCAGAAGCAGGGGUGGCGGACUUUAAUCUUAUCAUAUGACGAAUUAAUACCAGAGAAUGCCUUUGAUCUCAACACAUCUGUGGGUGACGUUGAAAUCCUAUCAAAAAGGCAAACCAGAUGGAAGCAGCACAGGCAGGUUGUGUUGUCAUGUCUAGAGAGCUUCCUGCAGGACCCUGGUGCCCCCAGCCCAUGUCAUUCUGAUGGAGGAGUGCAGGAGCACUUUAAUCAGGCGGUCGAACAGCAAGAAGUCCUAGUGACACUACAGAAUACCUCUCAACCAGCACGCCUUGUACUGCUGCUGGAUGACAACUUCUACUACCAAAGCAUGAGAUAUGAAGUGUACCAGCUUGCCAGAAAGUACUCAAUUAGCUUCUGUCAAGUGUACCUGCAUUGUCCUGUGGAAGUGUGCUUCUACAGAAACCAGGACAGAGGGUUACCAGUAUCAGAUGAGAUCAUCAUGGAGAUGUCCAAACGCAUCGAGCCUCCAAACACAGCAAAAAACCACUGGGAAAAGAGCAGUCUGACUCUGAAUAGCACAGAGGACAUCACAGACAUAACUAUUCAAAAGCUGCUGCAGUUGUUUACCUCAGCACUGGAAAACCCUUUGAGUCCAGUUGAGGAUGACUCAGAACAGAGGGAGGCAGACAGAGAACAGUGUGCCUCGAGUGUGAUGCACCAGGCUGACCGGGCCUGCAGGCGACUGGUGACUCAGACUAUGCAGAUGGCGAGAGUGAAUAACAUGUCCCAUGAGGUCCUGAGUGCCCUGGCAAGUGAUCUGAGCAAGCAGAAGGGUUGUUUCCUUCGGGAGCUGAGGAGGCAUGUUCUCCAGGAGCUUCCCAGCCACAAAGGAGAGCUCGUGGACGUGGAGUGGCUGGUAAGCAGAGCCGUGGGAAUGUUUGAGCAGGAGAGAGAUGUCAUAUUGCAGAGACAUGGCAUUGGCACUAGAGCACAGAUUUCCUGAAGCUAAUUAUCACCAUCGUUGUCACAGUACUUUUUUUUAAUUACUAAUUGUUAAUGUAAGUUUACUUUGUUGUGAUUUGUUUCAAUGAAAUAUGUUCACAUUUUAUUCUGUGAAUAAGCUUUGCAUCAGGGUUUUUUGUUUUUUUUCCAUUUCCCGCAAACACUGGGCAACAAAAUGUGAAUUUUUUUUGCUUCCCAAAAUAAAAUACAUAGACCAUUUACUACAUUUUAUUCUGAAUUCGAAUUUGUUUUGAAAAUGUUUAUCACGUAUGGUUGUGUUUAAAUCUUACAUUAAUUAUAGUACUGUACUAUAGUAAUAUAUAAUUAAUGUAAGAUUUAUUGUAAUUUAUAGCAAUUAUAUUACUUAUUCAUAAAUGACUUACUAGAUCUAAAAUGUGUAAAAACAUACUUCUAAAAUGUAUGAGUUUUGCCUAUAUUUCGUCUCCAGAACAUCCCUGUUCAGUGUUCAACAGUAGUCUGCCAACAUAGAUGGAUCCUCUUUCCUUGGUACUGCUUUCCAAUACUAUACAUAAUGACAUGA